This is a messenger RNA of Dicentrarchus labrax (European seabass), 3217 nucleotides long. RefSeq names its product olfactory receptor 52K1-like. The record is from RefSeq and is a predicted model, not a curated record. Gene Ontology annotation, cellular component: membrane. Gene Ontology annotation, molecular function: olfactory receptor activity; G protein-coupled receptor activity. Lineage: Eukaryota; Metazoa; Chordata; Actinopteri; Moronidae. Gene Ontology annotation, biological process: G protein-coupled receptor signaling pathway. The transcript is spliced from 2 exons. The coding region runs from base 256 to 1203 and encodes 315 amino acids.
CACCUUAGACUGUUUCAGACAAUUUCUAUAUUGUCAUAUAUUGAUUCUAGUGAUUUUAUCUGUCUCACUAGAAACAAGUUAAAUGAUCUCACUACACUGGCUGAAUUUCAUUAUGUUAUCAGUGUGUUCUCAGUUCUGUCUUCAAUGUCAAGCUAAAUACCCUGAGGAGGGAUGAGCCAGCCCUGAGCCAGUUCUGCUUUUUGUGAGGCUGAUUGAACCAAAACCCUGAACUAGGAAGUUUUAUGAAGAGGGAGAAUGGAGAACGUCUCCUCGAACAAACACUUCAUCCUCAAUGGCUUCAAUGAACUCGGAGCACUGAGGCCCGUCCUCUUCAUACCUUUCUUCAUCAUGUUUGUUGUGUCACUGCUGGGCAACUCCCUGCUGCUGUACAUCGUCAUUUCACAGAGAAGUCUCCACUCACCGAUGUACAUCCUCAUCGCCGGCAUGGCAUGUGUUGACCUGAGCCUUCCAGUGUUCUUUGUCCCCAACAUGCUGCUGAGCUUCUUGUUUGACUGGAGGAGAAUUUCUCUGAUUGGCUGCCUGGUUCAGAUGCACUUUAUUCACUUCGUGGGAACUUUUCAGUCCACAUUGCUGGUUUGGAUGGCACUGGACCGCUAUUUUGCCAUCUGCACACCACUUUACUACCACGAACGCAUGGCUUUACCGAGAUUUCUCAAGUUUAUAAUCCCGCUUGUGAUCAGAAAUGUUGUCAUGAUCACUGUCUUACUGAGUCUGGCAGGAACAUUGUCAUUCUGUGCUUCAGAUGUAAUGAACCACUGUUUCUGUGAGCACAUGGCCUUGGUGGAGCUGGCCUGUGGAAGUACUGCCAUCAACAGCUUGAUGGGGUUGAUCUCAGUUUUCCUUAUCCUUGUGGUUGACUUCAUCAUCAUUGCUGCAUCCUAUGUGGUGAUAUUCACAUCUGUGCUCAAGUCUGGCAAAUCGGGUGUCAAAGCACUUCACACCUGUGUCACCCACAUCGUGGUCAUCACUGUCACUCUGACCAUCGCACUUGUUGCUUUCCUGUCGUAUCGGAUCAGAAAUGGUGUUCCUGCAGCCAUUCGGGUUUUCUUCAGCACCAUGUACCCGCUGUUCCCUAGCUGUUUCAACCCGAUCAUCUACGGCAUCAGAACCACUGAAAUCCGACAGCACAUUGUGAAGACACUGAGGUGUUGUCGCUUUGUCCAGACAGUGCCGCAUUCUUGAGAAACUAUUCUGUAUCUGUAAUGUAAGAUUAACUACAUACUAUAUGCAUCAAUCUACUAAAGACUUAAGAAUGACUUUUUAAGGAAGGUGCUCAACAAUGCUCUCCUUUUUGGGAGUUUACCGGGAAGAAUAGCUGAACUACAUGGCUAGGUUGAUGUCAACACUUUGCCUCUACCAAGUAUCUUGAUGUGGGCUACCACACCCUGGUCCUAACCUUUCCCUGAACCCCUAUAUUGCCUGGCAUUCAUCACAAGCUAUCUGCAUCCUAAUUGUUGGUUAGACUAUAGUUGCAGUAGUGAUAAUAAUUUAAUCCACAAUUAAAGGAAUUAGAGCAUAUAUAUUCAUAUGAGGACUGAGCCUUAGUUCAUCAUAUCACCAUACUGAAUGCUUUUUAUUAAACACUUUGUGUGAGCUCUAAGCAUGGGUUAAAGGAUGCAUAGGAAUGUGUCAUUUUUUUCUGUAAAUUCUCUAUAAAUUCUGGCUUUUGCAGGGAAAUAUGCAUAUGCACAUUUCACAGCUGUUUAAGCAAGUUUUUGAAAUUGCAAUCUUCAUCAAUGAGGCCCCAGGUCUUUUACAUUUUUGCAACCAGGAGUGUUAGCAUAUACAAGCAUCAUCAUGGUUAAGUAUCCUUCUGCUCAAAAAAACAGAUCCUGACAACUACGCCAAAUGCCAUGUAAUAAACGGCAGAAAAGUGGAAAUUGGAGUCUAUAUUUGUUUUAAAGCUUUGGUUGGCAAGCAACACUGAGCAACCAAGGACCCAUAUGCUAAAACUGUGUCAAGAGAGGACAACAUUGGAAGAGAGGAACCAGGGGGAGCGCUACCGGUCUGCUGUUCUUGUUGCCAUUGUGUGUUGCAACUUUUGGGUACUUCCCUGCUAAGAUAAAAUAAGAUAGACUUUAUUGAUCCCAAACUUGGGAAAUUCACUCAUUCAGAAAUUCCAGAUUCAACACAAUAGAUAAGAAAAUACACAAUAAAUAAAUAAAAUAAAAUAGAAGAAAAAGAUAUAAUGAAAAUAGGAAAAAAAAGAGUUGCAUGGACACAAUAUACAGCUUUUUACAUACAGAUGUGAUUGAUAUGGAACAUUGCACAGGUCACAGCAGGAGGAAUUGGCAUGGUGUAAAAAUAAAUAAUUGCACAGGGACAAAAAUAAAUACAGGAGUAUAAAUUGGAUGGAGGACCUGCGUUAGCACUCCACAGCUGCGGUAACAGGCUGCCACUCACAUCUUGCCAUCUUGGAUCAUGAAAUCAUCAGUGAGUGACAGGCCUUACUCUUUAAAUCUUUUGUAUCUAUUGUACCUUCAGAGACUGCCCAUUAGCAUUCUUCUCUGUUAGACGACCAUGCCUUACAUUGACAACCACCCUCUCUUGACUAUUUUGGACCUAAGACAGCACUCCUUAAGGUGUCCACACUGCCAUCUUCAUACACUCUUAAACUGUGAGUGGAUUCUGUCUGAGAACAAAUUGAUUUGAACAAUUAUAUUACCAUUACUAUUACUACACAACUUGGAGGGAAUAAUUUCCGUAAUUUGACGGCACUUGAACAGUAAAACACAGCUGCUAAUUGGAAGGUAACACAGUGGGUGUUGUUCUACUAUACUCCACAAUAUUUUGAUGGAGAGACUUAAUUCAUGGGUGGGUCUCACUGACCAUGUACUAGCCUGGGUUCAAUCAUAUUUAACUGAUACAGUUUUUUGUCAACCUGAGUGCUUAUAUAUCAGAGAUUCAAUAUGGCAUUCCUCAAGAAAGCAUUAUUGGCCCAAUUCUGUUUUCUUUAUACAUGCUUCCACUUAACAUUUUAUGCUGAUGAUACUCAAUUGUAUAUUUUUGUCUUACCAAACCACAUCAUUGCACUGCAUGCUCUCGUUGCCUGUCUCACUAACAUUAAUGUAUGAAUGGGUAAAAACUUUUUAAAGCUAAAUGAGGAAAAAUAGAGAUUCUCUGAAUAGGAUGAAUAAGAAACUACAUUCAAUGCUUGGUGACUGUAUCAAAAUGAUUAAAACUAAUGUCAAAAAUU